This is a messenger RNA of Owenia fusiformis, 3384 nucleotides long. Lineage: Eukaryota; Metazoa; Annelida; Polychaeta; Sabellida; Oweniidae. The record is from the annotation of a GenBank genome assembly.
CUGCAGAUCAGCUUCAGCCCUGUGAUAUAGCACACAUGUUAUGAUGAACAAUGGCCAAUUAAGUUAAACACAUACUAAGAUCUGCAGAAAGUGGCUCAUUCAAAACUCAUUUUUCACAACUUUUUUUCAAUAGAAAAAACAGGUGAUGGCAAGUGGGGUGGAUCAAGGAUCGAGUUAUACUGCUACUGUGAACAUGACAUUAGUCAUCUGAAAUGUUAACGUAUUUUACAAAAAGGGUUGCCAAAAAUAUUUCUAUGAAGAAAAUGGAAAAAUGAGUAAAAUUGAAGAAACUACAAUGGACCAUUUAAAAAACAGACUGAAUCAAAUAUAGAAUCUGAUAAACCAAGACUUAUAAGGGUGCAAGGCAAAAAACACAAACCAGCAAAAAAUAAACUACAUGUAUAUGAGAUCAAGAGGAAUGUCUUAUUUCAAGAAAUGUCACUUUGUGGUUACAAGACUUCAAUGUAUUGGUUCCUAAUUCCCAUGCCAUAUAUUCAACAAUGACACAAAUGACAUACAUGUACAAACAAUUGAUGUUAAUGGGAAAAUAGUGAAAUUUUGGAGUGAUAUGUAAAAGAGGGUAGCUGCUAUUGUAAAAUGAGUAUUUAUAUUCACUACUUCAUCACCCCUCUAGUCCUAAUCUCUGCUAAGGAUUCUGAAUCCCUACCUAAUGACCUGCUAAGUACUUUUGUGAAACAGUAAGCUAGAGACACAAUCAAGAGUGGAUUCUUGUACUGUAUUUGUAAACCAUGACUUCACUUGUCAUGCCGACUGGCUGGAACGGAGAUUAGACUCAAUGAUUAGACGCAGAAAAUCUCAGUGAUUCAAUUAGAAGGGAAUUUAUUACUACAGCUACUUGUUGGCAAAUCAGAUGUAACUUCUGACAACAAGAAGUUUUUGGAUUCAGUGCAAAUAUUGGAGUUCAAAACAAUUUAGGACAGAAAAGAAAUGAUUCAAGUUUAGAUCCAGUGGGAAAGGUGAUUUUUAUCAUAAUAAUUAGUACUUGUCAAAUCCCGGAUAUUGACUUCUGAACUAAAAGGUAUGAACAUAUUGCAUAAUGUUAGGAAACUGAUUAAUUUAUGACUCGAUCGGAAAAAAUAUGCAAUAGAAUAUCAGUUGUACUUGAAAAAGACUUACGUGUACAUUGCGUAAGUUUCAAAACUGGCCAAUGGUCAUAUUUCAUUACAAACCAGUUGGAUGCGGAAAAUUAAAUUAGUAUUCGAACAGGUUGUCAAAACAAGUCAUAUAAAACUUCUUACUAUUGAGGUAAUAUACUCUGGACACUGGAUAAAAUAAAAUAAAUACUGAAUAAAAAACAUUUGAAUUCUAAAAUCUGAAAUCUGCAAGCUAUUGAAAAGUACUGGGAGCAUUUAUAUGCAACGGGCAACUCAGUGCUAAGUUUGGCACACAGACUGUCAACACCAGGUUAGAAGACGAGGAAGUAUUAGACUCCCACAUCCACUAAACACAGUAUAAUACAAUGGGAUUGUGGAUUAUAUGUAUUGGAGAAAUGAUGUUUUAUGAUUGAUCACUAGUGGUGGCUAAUUUAUACAGAUAUAUUUUGAGAAUAUCUAUUUUGGUAGUGUACAAAAGAAGACUGGAGUUGGUUGUUAUGUUUUAAAGGAAACUGGUAAUAUUAUUUUCCAUAUAACUUAGAAUUUGGGCAGUAAGAGAAGAUUCGAAACUGGCUACUAUUGCAGAUUAAGAAAGUAUAAAGUUUUGAUAGAGUAUAGGAUACAGGAAUAUUCUCAGUUGUGACUUUAUCUUUCAAAUGGCUUGCACAACUCAAGCAAAAAACUGAGAACUCUUCAAGUGGAGUAUAUAGGAUACCAGAGGACUGAAGAAUAAGAAUGGCUUGCCCAAGUGAGUGUAUAUGCUCCUGGAACAGCACUAAUGCCACAACUGACUGCUCUUCAAUGAACCUGUAUACAAUAAAUGGUGACAAUGUUGACAAUUCAACAACUUACCUGGACCUUAGCAACAACCACCUGACAGAGCUACCAGACCUGGAUGUACAAUAUAGUAGCCUGGUAACAAUAGAUGCGAGGCGUAACGGAGACCUGGUACACAUCCCGACAUGGGUCAGCAAUCUCGCAAAUCUGACCUCACUUCUAGUCGAUAAAGGAUCCACAUGUUGUGUACUUGAAAAAGAAAUGUUAGCACAAAAUGGAACAUUGGGUAAACACUGGGUAGAAACAGUGUGUCAACCUACUGUACCAAACACAGAGUGCACUGACCAUCUCCUAGAUAUCUUUACCUUGGUACUGUAUGGCUUAGUGGCUGCAGCCUCCUUCAUCAUAAACACAUGGGUACUGGUGGUCCUCUAUGGUACAAAGAACAGACGUACAACCCCUACACAGCUACUUAUGGGCCAAUUCCCUGUCUCCAACCUACUAAUGACUUUCUAUACUGUUGUCUUACUAGAGAGAAGCGUCUCAUUCUACAAUGAAUAUCAUUAUCACCAGGAAUCGUGGAUUCACAGUCAGUUGUGUACAUUAUGUGGAUUCAUUUUCAUCACAUCAAAUCUCAUGUCUACCCAGUUAUAUUUAUUGACAAUCAUAGAAAUGUAUAUCAAGAUCGCAUUUCCCUUUAAAGAUCAUUUACAUUUGACAGGCAAAAAAUUAAACUAUGCGAUUCUGAUAUUGUGGAUUAUAUCAUUGUCUGUCGCAACGCUUCCAUUGUUUAAGAGUGUUCGAAUUGGAAUGUAUAACGUCACAAGCAUGUGUAUACCUGUCUAUAGUGGAACACUGUUUGGGUUAGAGACUAAUAUAUGGCUGAGGAUAUAUGCCAGUAUAUUAACACUUUGCUUUGAGACUAUUGUUGUGUUACUCAUACUUUUACUGAGAUCUGUGAGUCACCAACGUCAUUCGAAUACACUCACGCAGGAGAACAGACGAUUGGUUUACAACGUAAUAUUUAUGAUCGCAAUCCAUAUCGUAUUAUGGUCAGUGCUCCUCAUAUGUCUCUUCAUGUCAACGUUCGGAACUGGAGAACUAGGAUACUAUGGACGUAUAGGAUUUUCUCGACUUGCGGUUCUUGAGACUAUUCUCAAUGUUACUGUGUAUAUUAUACGUAAAAGAACAUUUCAAGAAGACACAAAACGAUUCAUUAAAUUAUUUUUUGAAAAAAUAAGGUGUACCUCAGUUUUAUGAUGUUGCCCACGAUAAAUGUGUCUACGCACAAGGAAAGCAUUAUACAUGUACUGUAAAUGAAAAUACUUUAUGAAAUUAUAAUAUUUAGAUAAAAUAUCAUGCCAAUUAAAAAUGGAAAUUGUUUAUUUAUAAUAUCUAUCAUUUUUAGUUGAAUGUAUUUUUGUCACAAUCAAGGGUAAAUAAAUAUUAAAUAUAUGAAUAUGUCCCAUCUUGUUUGAAAAAUAUUGUCAAG